Fusarium venenatum is the source of this 258-nucleotide messenger RNA. RefSeq lists its product as uncharacterized. Lineage: Eukaryota; Fungi; Ascomycota; Sordariomycetes; Hypocreales; Nectriaceae. The record is from RefSeq and is a predicted model, not a curated record.
AUGACACUCAGUUCCAAAGCAGAUGAUGUUUACCGUGAUAUGGGAGAUCUCCGCACAUUGUUUGAUGAACAUCCCAUCCCAAUACUGUCCUCAGAAACUGUGAGUUUGAUCUCAUUUGCCACGCAAGGGGAACUGGAGCAAGCCUCGGUCGUCGUGGAUGGAUUCAACGAUGCGUUAGCCAACAACAAUAUCACGUCUCUUCAGGCAUGCUUCCUCGCCGAACAAAGCUACUGGAAGGACUCGUUGGCUUUGACAUAG